This is a messenger RNA of Habropoda laboriosa, 1615 nucleotides long. Its product is annotated as dihydrolipoyllysine-residue succinyltransferase component of 2-oxoglutarate dehydrogenase complex, mitochondrial-like. The record is from RefSeq and is a predicted model, not a curated record. Gene Ontology annotation, molecular function: dihydrolipoyllysine-residue succinyltransferase activity. The transcript is spliced from 9 exons. Gene Ontology annotation, biological process: tricarboxylic acid cycle. NCBI's taxonomy places the organism in Eukaryota, Metazoa, Arthropoda, Insecta, Hymenoptera, Apidae. Gene Ontology annotation, cellular component: oxoglutarate dehydrogenase complex. The coding region runs from base 93 to 1526 and encodes 477 amino acids.
CUUGCCCCACCAGUGAAUGUACCAGCCCGUACUGCUUCCAUACCAUCACGAGAGUUAAGAGCGAACAUCUAGUUAUAAUUUCCCAUUUGAGGAUGGCCGCGAUGCUGUCUAACUAUUCGCGGUUUGUGCCUCGUGUAAUAACAAGAAUUAGUAUAUCACAAACCAAGGUUAUAAUGUAUUUAUAUAGUCCAGGGCACAUACUAUUUAUCCACACCCAACAUGUGGUCAGCAAGAACUCUCGAUUAUGUACUAAAUAUAAGAAAUAUCACUGUUGGAUAGACCAGGCAAGACAUAUUCAUUCAACAUCUACACUAUGGGAAAUAAAAGAAGUUGUAGUACCAGCAUUCGCAGAAAGUGUAAGUGAAGGAGAUGUCAGAUGGGACAAGAAAGUUGGUGAUCAAGUUAAAGAAGAUGAUGUCUUAUGUGAAAUUGAAACAGAUAAGACUUCAGUUCCUGUACCAGCACCAGGUGCUGGUGUUAUAAAAGAAAUUUUUGCAAAAGAUGGUGAAACAGUAAAGCCAGGACAAAAACUAUGUAUUAUUGACAUUGGUGCAACUGGUGGAGCUCCACCUUCAGAAGCUCCCAAAGCUGCUCCAAAGGCCCCAAGUCCACCACCUAGUGCAGCAGCACCUCCACCACCAUCACCACCGCCGCCGUCACCACCACCACCACCACCACCACAACCUCCUUCACCUCCUUCUGCAGCUGUACCACCUCCAGCGACUCGACCUCCACCUCCACAAGCACCUGCAGCUUCCAUGCCAGCUUUAGAAGGCGCAAAAGUACAACUACCUCCUGCUGAUUAUACACGCGAAAUAAUUGGUACAAGAACAGAACAGCGAGUAAAAAUGAAUAGAAUGCGUUUACGUAUCGCCGAACGAUUAAAAGACGCUCAAAAUACGAAUGCUAUGUUGACAACGUUUAAUGAAAUUGACAUGAGUCGCAUCAUGGAAUUUCGUAAAACACAUCAAGAAAGUUUCACAAAGAAAUAUGGUUUAAAACUUGGAUUUAUGAGUCCAUUUAUUAUGGCAAGUUCUUACGCUUUAAAAGAUCAACCAGUAGUAAAUGCUGUAAUAGAUGGCACUGACAUAGUUUACAGAGACUAUGUAGACAUUAGUGUCGCAGUUGCAACACCAAAGGGGCUUGUGGUCCCAGUACUUCGCAGCGUAGAAAACAAGAAUUUUGCAGAGAUUGAAAUUGCUUUGGCAGCUGUAGGCGAUAAAGCAAGAAAAGGCAAAAUAUCUGUUGAAGAUAUGGAUGGUGGUACAUUUACAAUAAGUAACGGCGGUGUUUUUGGUUCUCUAAUGGGAACGCCAAUUAUUAAUCCACCACAAAGUGCAAUUCUUGGAAUGCACGGAGUUUUCGAUAGACCCAUUGCAGUAAAGGGCGAGGUUGUAAUUCGUCCAAUGAUGUACGUAGCUUUAACGUAUGAUCACCGAUUAAUUGACGGACGUGAGGCUGUAAUGUUCUUAAGAAAAAUCAAGGAAGCUGUGGAAGAUCCUAGAAUUAUUUUAGCUGGCCUUUAGGCCUCGUUAAUAUUUUUAUUAAAUCGCUUCAAAUACGCCUCUCAUCACAUUUAGAACAUUUUGUACACGUUGUAUUAUAUUUUGUUCAU